Exophiala xenobiotica is the source of this 978-nucleotide messenger RNA. RefSeq lists its product as uncharacterized. Bases 1 to 978 code for a protein of 325 amino acids. Gene Ontology annotation, cellular component: cytoplasm; nucleus. The transcript is spliced from 5 exons. NCBI's taxonomy places the organism in Eukaryota, Fungi, Ascomycota, Eurotiomycetes, Chaetothyriales, Herpotrichiellaceae. The record is from RefSeq and is a predicted model, not a curated record.
AUGCGUAUUCUAUGCCUCCACGGAGCAGGCACAAACGGUGCCAUCUUUGAAAGCCAGACUGUUGGAUUCCGAUCAUUAUUGCCCAAAGACUGGGAGUGGCACUUCAUAGACGGUGAUGAAGAUGCCUACCCUGCACCGGGAGUGGCUUCGAUUUUCCCGGGGCCGUACUUAAGUCAUUAUACCGAACCCUCACUGAGGAAUGUGCAAGAGGUGUUUGAUACAAUUGACGAUAUUGUGGACGAAGAAGGUCCUUUUGAUGCCAUCAUGGGCUUUAGUCAGGGAGGUGCAAUAGCCACGAGCUACAUACUGCGACACCAGCUGCAGAGACCAUUCGAAUCACCAGCCUUUCGCUUCGGCAUCUUCUUAUGCUCAGCUGUUCCAUUCUCCUGGGAUGCUCAGCAUGGUUACAAAGUUGCUUCUGCGACGCUGAACGAUCAGGAUACUGUGUCCGAUCUGCAAGACUUCCAACGAGGAGGUUUCGAGGAGCCUUGCCCAAGCGAGAAGAGUGCCAUGGAGCUACCACCGCACACAAGAAACCGUGUUCAACGGAUACUGCAAGAUACGUUCGGAGAUAAGACUGAACUGGAUAACUUCCGAAUCUUACUCUACGAUACUACAAAGGAGCAGCUGCAAAUCCCGACUGUUCACGUAGGCCUGCCGAUGACUAUCCGCAGCAUCCAGCAUGUGUGGUUCAGUACAAAUAACCGAGUUGGCUCCCACCCACCAAGGCCUCGAAUAGCUUCAGGCCCAGACGUCCAUCGAAUGGCAUUCAUCAAGAACCACGAUUACCUAGGCUACGAGAUCCUUGGAAACGUCUUCAACAUUAGCGCAGCGGCAUCUUUUGAAACCGAAAAUGCUCGAAUAGUGGCGACUUCGGGACAGGUUGGGGACAUCAGCGAUUAUUCGUCAUUUUCGCCCAACGGCACAGAUGGCCAGCAGUUUAAGGGCGGCCAUGUAAAGCAGUUUGAUGCAGCAUAA